AUGAUAAUAUUCUCUUCGAUAUUGCUGCUACUGCUUCACGUAGAAAGGUCGUAUGAAGAUUCCGAUGUUCGGCCGCCUUUCCUGACCGUUAAAGACUUUCUGCGGCAAUCGGAAGGUUUAGAGAGAAAUCGUGAAAUCUCAGACUUUCAGUUCAUGCGAUCGAUUUUUACCAGCAGAUGUUUUUCUGAUGUUGGACGGGCCGGUGGACGUCAAGAGUUGUCGCUCGACGACGGAUGCUUGCAAUACGACACAGCAAUUCACGAGCUGAUGCAUUCGGUGGGGUUUUAUCACGAACACGAACGAUGGGAUCGCGAUAAUCAUAUCACCAUCCUCUGGCAAAACAUUGACAAAGAGGCGUACGACCAGUUUGGCAAAGUCGAUCUCACUGAAAGCUCCUAUUACGGGCAGAUGUACGACUACUUCUCAAUUAUGCAUUACGAUAGUCUAGCAUUUUCAAAGAAUGGAUUCGAAACUAUGGUAGCGAAGCGACCAGAGAUGACAGCGGUGAUCGGAUCGGCAAUCGACUUCAGUCCGACCGAUAUUCUGAAAAUGAAUUUGAUGUACCAAUGUGGACAGGGUGUGAACGUGGAGCCGCAGCCGCUCCCACCACCUCAACCUCCUCCUAUUCCACCAAUGAUCUUCUCUUCUAUUCCGGACACAGAAGAAGGUAGAGAAUUUGUUGGCCGUAUUUUUAUAAUUACAACCUUUGAUGAAAAUCUUGGA
Ostertagia ostertagi is the source of this 723-nucleotide messenger RNA. The record is from the annotation of a GenBank genome assembly. NCBI's taxonomy places the organism in Eukaryota, Metazoa, Nematoda, Chromadorea, Rhabditida, Trichostrongylidae.